Volvox carteri f. nagariensis is the source of this 1176-nucleotide messenger RNA. It is a transcript of the gene aoc4, whose product is annotated as amino acid carrier 4. The record is from RefSeq and is a predicted model, not a curated record. NCBI's taxonomy places the organism in Eukaryota, Viridiplantae, Chlorophyta, Chlorophyceae, Chlamydomonadales, Volvocaceae. Gene Ontology annotation, molecular function: transmembrane transporter activity. The transcript has 9 exons. Gene Ontology annotation, cellular component: membrane. The annotation marks the transcript as partial. Gene Ontology annotation, biological process: transmembrane transport.
CUUGGACUGUGGCCCCUCGUCACGCUCAUCUUUUUCGAAGUUAGCGGUGGGCCUUUUGGAACUGAGGACGCCGUGUCGGCCGCCGGCCCCCUGCUGACCAUACUGGGGUUCCUGGUGUUCCCCGUGCUGUGGAGCGUCCCGGAAGCACUCAUCACCGCAGAGCUGGCCACCGCCUUCCCGGAAAACAGCGGCUACGUGGCCUGGGUGACCGCCGCCUUCGGUCCGUUUUGGGGCUUCCAAGAGGGUUUGUGGAGCUGGAUGUCCGGGGUCACCGACAACUCCCUCUACCCGGUCAUGUUGGCCGCCAACUUGGAGGUCUUCUUCCCGCAGCUGGCACAUGGCUGGCCCAAAUAUGUGUUCCUGGUGGGCAUGUCCUUGCUGCUAUCUGGUCUCAACUUCCGGGGCCUUACGGUGGUGGGCAACGCCGUCAUUACCUCCACGCUAGCCAUCCUGGUGCCCUUUGCGCUGCUGUGCGUGCUGUGCCUACCCCAGAUCCAGCUAUCGAACUACACCCGCGUGGACCUGGACAAGGUGGACUGGUCCACCUUCCUCAACGUCAUGUUCUGGAACCUGAACUACUGGGACUCCGUGUCCACUCUGGCCGGUGAGGUCCGCGACCCCGGCCGCACCUUCCCCCGGGCCCUGCUGCUGGCGGUGGUGCUGGUUGUGGCCAUGUACCUGCUGCCCACCAUGGCGGCGCUGGGGGUGCCCUUGCUGGCGGAUGGGGGCGGCUGGAAGCUGGGGUACUACGGACCCGUGGCCAAGCAGGUGGGCGGUCCCUGGCUUGCCGCCUGGAUUAUAGUGGCGGCUGCCUGCAGCCAGGUGGGGCAGUACCAGGCGGAGAUGGCGUCGGACUCCUAUCAGGUUCAAGGAAUGGCGGAACGUGGUUUCCUGCCGCGGGCGCUGGGCCGCCGAUCACGGUACGGCACGCCCGUGUACGGCAUCGUGCUGAGCUCGCUGGGCGUCUUGUGCCUGGCCUGGAAGACAUUUACCGAGAUCGUGACGAUGCUGAACGCCAUUUACUGCCUCGCGGAGCUGCUGGAGUUUGCGGCGUUCGUCUGGCUGCGAAUCAAGCGACCCGACCUGCCGCGGCCAUACAGGGUCCCGCUGCCCACCUGGGGCCUGGUGGUGAUGCUGCUGCCCGCCUCCGCCCUGCUGGUUGUGGUGCUGGCCAUG